Molecule: messenger RNA, 828 nt
Organism: Trypanosoma cruzi
Lineage: Eukaryota; Euglenozoa; Kinetoplastea; Trypanosomatida; Trypanosomatidae
Exons: 1
Source: RefSeq, a predicted model, not a curated record
AUGCCGAAAACGGAAUCACUGACACUGCCAUUGGCAGCAGCUUUGGUGACGUUGACUGUGCGGUGGCUCACCUACAACUUUAGGGAUUUCCUUCCUCUUCCGUAUCAUUUUGGCAUCACGACACCCAAUACCGCCGCUGAAACAUGGAAGGAGGCAGUCUUCUGGAAACAGCGGUUUGGUGCUGUACCGGAGUAUCUUCUUGUCGUGGUUCCCUGGUAUGUAGAGCACAUCCCGCUCUUGCCAUCUGCGAUGUAUGUGAGCAUCUUGUGCGUUUGUGAUGCGUUGACUGUGUUCCUUGUUAGUCAGUGGCCGUCGGCCAUCCCACAGCUUGUUUUUACUCUAUUUGUGUUAAACCCGGCCAUGAUUUUAUUACCGGCCCUGGAAUCCUUGGCACCCGUGGAGCAUCUUAUUCUCACUGUCGUGAUUGAAUGCUGUCGAAGGCCACGAAUCCGCGGUGGGCUUAUUUAUGUUGCUCGAAUUCUUGCGCCGGUGUUGGGUUUUUCUUUUAUUGCCGUCACGGUAGCGCUGUGGUUUCCCGUCGGAACCACAAGCUCAAAAGUUGCUAUUAUUGGGGUGAUUCUAGGUGAGUUGGCCAUUGGUGGAUUUUCUCUGCUAUACCUUUUCCAGUGGCGGAAUAUGAGCACUCGAACAUCCCUUUACGCCCCACCCGACAAUGGGGUGAUGUGGUACGUGCGCCUUCUCAUUAUUCCCGUCUUUGAGCGCUGUAUGGAGGUGCUUCAAAUUCAACUGCCCGCGAUGCUGACAGUACUAGUCGCGGUUGCAUUACCCACCGAGGUGCUGGCGACGAGUUUGGAGUACGCAAGCUCC